Uloborus diversus is the source of this 1209-nucleotide messenger RNA. Its product is annotated as zinc finger protein 726-like. Gene Ontology annotation, cellular component: nucleus. The transcript is spliced from 2 exons. The record is from RefSeq and is a predicted model, not a curated record. The coding region runs from base 1 to 939 and encodes 312 amino acids. Gene Ontology annotation, molecular function: zinc ion binding; nucleic acid binding. NCBI's taxonomy places the organism in Eukaryota, Metazoa, Arthropoda, Arachnida, Araneae, Uloboridae.
AUGCUGUCUGAACAUAUACUUCUGAAAGAGGCAUUUUCUGUUAAUUCAAGCUUGAAAUUACAUUUGAGGACACACACUAAUGAAAAACCAUAUUCUUGUGAGUAUUGUAAAAAGGCAUUUUCUCAUGUUUCCAGUUUAAAAACACAUUUGAGGAUACACACUAAUGAAAAACCAUAUACUUGUGAGUAUUGUAAAAAGGCAUUUUCUCAGUUUGUUCAUUUAAAAAUACAUUUGAGGGUACACACUAAUGAAAAACCAUAUUCUUGUGAGCAUUGCAAAAAGGCAUUUUCUUAUAAUUCAAGCUUGAAAUUACAUUUGAGGACACACACUAAUGAAAAACCAUUUUCUUGUGAGUAUUGUAAAAAGACAUUUUCUGAUAGUUCAAGUUUAAAAACACAUUUGAGGAUACACACUAAUGAAAAACCAUAUUCUUGUGAGUUUUGUAAAAAAGCUUUUUCUCAGUUUAGUAAUUUGAAAACACAUUUGAGGAGACACACUAAUGAGAAACCGUAUUCUUGUGAGCAUUGUAAAAAGCCAUUUUCUGAUAGUUCAGCUUUGAAAACACAUUUGAGGAGUCACACAAAGGAAAAACCAUAUUCUUGUAAGUAUUGUAAAAAAGCGUUUUCUUUUAGUUCUGCUUUGAAAAAACAUUUAAUGACACACACAAAUGAAAAACCAUAUACUUGUGAUUAUUGUAAAAAGGCAUUUUCUCAGUUUGUUCAUUUGAAAAUACAUUUGAGGGUACACACUAAUGAAAAACCAUAUUCUUGUGAGCAUUGCAAAAAAACCUUUUCUCAGAUUGGAAAUUUGAAAACACAUUUGAGGAGACACACUAAUGAGAAACCAUAUUCUUGUGAGUAUUGUAAAGAGUUAUUUUCUGAUAGUUCAUCUUUGAAAUCACAUUUAAGGAUACACACUAAUGAAAAACCAUUCUUGUGAGUACUGUAAAAAAGACAGUUUCUCAUAGUGUUUCUUUCAAAAAGCAUUUGAGGAUGCACACUAAUGAAAAACCAUAUUCCUGUGAAUGUUGUAAAAAGACAUUUUCUUCUAUUUCAAAUUUGAAAUCUCAUAUGAAGAGACACACUAAUGAAAAACCAUAUUCUUGUAAUCAGUGUAAUAAGACAUUCUCUCAGAGUUCAAGUUUAAAAUCUCAUUUGAGGACUCACACUAAUGAAAAACCAGACUCCUGUGUGUAUUGUAAAAAGACAU